AUGAGUUCACUAAACAACGCAUAUGAUGAAGGCGAUCACCUGGAACCAGUUUCUGAUCUUAGUGAUAUUGGUGGUGGAUUUGUGGUUGGUGACACUGAUAACAAGAGAAGAAGAACCACCGGAAGAAAAACACCAAAAAGACAAACAGCCAGGAGCAUCACAUAUACCGAAACACCAACUGAUGAUGAAAGUGAUGAAGAGGUGAAUUCCGAUACCUAUGCCAAUGUGGAAGCACCUACAAAAUCGCGUGUUGCCACGCGUAGGACCACACCAACGCGUCGCAAUGGCAACCAAAAGAAAAGGGUGUCACCUCAAGCCGAUGAGUCUUCUUCUGAUGACGACGAAGAGUUCACCUUAAGUUUGGAGGAUGAAAAAGACACGGCAUCGUCUGAUGAUGACGAUGUUGAAUAUUUGGGAUCAUCCACCCAUGCAACUAACGACAGAGUUGUCAUAGAAAUCUCUUCUGAUGAUGAGCCUUUGGCAAAUCUACCCGCGAGAGAAGAACCCGCACCCAAACCAAAGCAAGUAAGGAGGAAAAGGGCACCGGCUAGGACUAAAAAAGCAGCAAAACCUAAAAUAUCGCAUUACGAACGUUCUACAAACAACCUUUACACAAAUCACCCUGAGUUGCGAACUGUCUUCACAGACUUGGCCAACUAUGAACCCAUCAAACCAGAGCGUGCUGAACAUCCUGUUGGUAUGACAAUAAAGAUGUUGCCAUUUCAAUUGGAAGGGUUGAACUGGCUUUUAAAGCAAGAAGAAGGGAGAUUUCAAGGAGGCAUCUUGGCUGAUGAGAUGGGUAUGGGUAAAACAAUACAAACAAUAGGUUUGUUUAUGCAUGACACGACCAAGAAGCCGAAUUUGGUUGUUGGUCCCACUGUUGCUUUAAUGCAAUGGAAGAACGAAAUUGAGAGACAUACUGAUGGUAAGUUGAAGGUGUUGUUAUUUCAUGGCGGGAAUAGAGUGAACAAGGUUAGUGAGUUGGAGGGAUACGAUGUCAUUCUUACCUCGUAUUCAGUUUUGGAGUCUUCUUUUAGAAAACAACAAUAUGGGUUUCGUAGGAAAGGGAAUCUCGUUAAAGAAAAAUCAGCGUUGCAUGAAACGGAGUUUUAUAGAGUUGUUUUGGAUGAAGCCCACAACAUCAAAGAUAGAACAUCAAACACUUCGAGGGCCGCAAACUACUUGAAAACAAAAAAGAGAUGGUGUUUAACUGGUACACCUUUACAAAACAGAAUCGGUGAAAUAUACUCUUUGAUCAGGUAUAUGAAACUAGAACCAUUCCACAAGUAUUUUUGCACUAAAUGUGAAUGUGCUAGUAAUGACUGGAAGUUCUCCAACGGAAGAACUUGUGACUUUUGUGGACACCCUGGGAUGAUGCACACAAACUUUUUUAACCAUUUUAUGUUGAAGAAUAUUUUAAAAUUUGGAUUAGAAGGUGAUGGUAUGGACAGUUUCAAGAACUUGCGAUUGUUGUUGGACAAUAUGAUGUUGAGGAGAACCAAAAUCGAAAGGGCUGACGAUUUGGGAUUGCCACCUAGGAUUGUUGAAAUUAGACGUGACAGGUUUAACGAAGAAGAGCGAGAUCUUUACACGUCGCUUUACAGUGAUUCCAAAAGAAAGUUCAAUGACUAUGUCGCUGAGGGUGUGGUGUUGAACAAUUAUGCCAAUAUUUUUACAUUGAUCACCAGAAUGAGACAAUUGGCAGAUCACCCCGACUUGGUGUUGAAGAGAUAUGGCACAAACCAGAUUGCUGACCAUAUUGAUGGGGUGAUUAUGUGUCAACUAUGCGACGACGAAGCCGAAGAGCCGAUUGAGUCAAAAUGCCAUCAUAGAUUUUGCCGUAUGUGUAUUCAAGAGUAUAUUGAAUCGUUCGACGGUAUUAACAGCAAACUCACAUGUCCUGUUUGUCACAUUGGAUUGUCAAUUGAUUUAGAGCAACCAGCACUUGAAGUUGAUGAAGAGUUGUUUACAAAGGCUUCAAUUGUCAACAGAAUCAAACAGGGUUCCCAUGGAGGUGAAUGGAGAUCAUCAACCAAAAUCGAAGCACUUGUCGAGGAGUUAUACAAGCUCAGGUCCGACAAGCACACCAUAAAGUCCAUUGUGUUUUCGCAAUUUACCUCAAUGUUGGAUUUAAUUGAGUGGAGGUUAAAGAGAGCAGGAUUUCAAACUGCGAAAUUGUCCGGGUCUAUGUCGCCACAACAACGUGACAACACAAUCAAAUAUUUCAUGGACAAUAUUGAAGUUGAGGUGUUUUUGGUGUCAUUAAAAGCAGGUGGUGUUGCCUUGAACUUGUGCGAAGCUUCACAAGUGUUUUUGAUGGAUCCUUGGUGGAACCCUAGUGUUGAAUGGCAAUCUAUGGACCGUGUUCAUAGAAUUGGACAAAAGAGGCCAAUUAGGAUUACCCGAUUCUGUAUUGAAGACAGUAUUGAGCUGAAAAUUAUUGAGUUGCAAGAAAAGAAGGCAAAUAUGAUCAAUGCUACCAUCAACCACGAUGAGGCUGCUGUUAGCAAAUUGACUCCAGAUGAUUUACAGUUUUUGUUUAUGAAUUGA
This is a messenger RNA of Lodderomyces parapsilosis, 2550 nucleotides long. It is a transcript of the gene RAD16, whose product is annotated as DNA repair protein. The coding region runs from base 1 to 2550 and encodes 849 amino acids. The record is from RefSeq and is a predicted model, not a curated record. The transcript has a single exon. Gene Ontology annotation, molecular function: ATP binding; metal ion binding; ATP-dependent chromatin remodeler activity. Lineage: Eukaryota; Fungi; Ascomycota; Pichiomycetes; Serinales; Debaryomycetaceae.